Messenger RNA from Planococcus citri (citrus mealybug), 1230 nucleotides. RefSeq names its product COP9 signalosome subunit 7 (gene CSN7). Gene Ontology annotation, biological process: COP9 signalosome assembly. The transcript is spliced from 2 exons. Gene Ontology annotation, cellular component: COP9 signalosome. The record is from RefSeq and is a predicted model, not a curated record. The coding region runs from base 224 to 1009 and encodes 261 amino acids. Lineage: Eukaryota; Metazoa; Arthropoda; Insecta; Hemiptera; Pseudococcidae.
UACAACAACAUGGCUUUGAAAUUUCUGAUAACAACACAAAAAAAAUUAUUGUCAUUUCAUUAUUUGCAAAAAACGUCUAGUUUUUCCACGAAAGUGUGUACUGUAGACAACGAUUAUUGAGAAAAUAUUCAUGUGUUUCGUUCGAGUUGUUCUUUGAGACGAUUACAAAUCAUUAUCAAGACACUUAUUCUCCAGAACACCGAGAUCUAUUUCUCUAGUCAUCAUGGUCAUAGAGAAAGGUUCCACCGAGAAACCUUCGGUGAAUAAUCCGCUCGAACAAUUCGUUCUCUUGGCCAAAGGUGCUAAAGGAGCAGCAGCUUCGGAACUAAUCAAACAAACAUUGGAAGCCCCCGGCGUUUACGUAUUCGGUGAAUUGCUCGACAUGCCCAAUAUCAAAGAACUAGAAGGAGGCAGUUUUCAAAACUAUUUCGAGUUGUUGCAAAUAUUCGCUCACGGUACAUACAGUAAUUAUUUAGAGAAACAAGCCACACUACCUCCUCUAACAGACGCCCAAAAGAAAAAACUACAACACUUGAGUAUCGUCUCAUUGGCUACCAAAAUGAACUGCAUACCUUACUCGUUGUUACUGAAAGAACUCGACAUAAAACACGUUCGUGAUCUCGAAGACUUGAUCAUCGAUGCGAUUUACGCGGAUAUUAUUCGAGGAAAAUUAGAUCAGAAGAAUUCCUAUCUCGAGGUUGAUUUCGCCAUCGGUCGUGAUUUCAAAGAAGAAGAUCUCAAUGUUAUGAUAGAAACACUUCAAGAAUGGUGUGACUCGUGCGAAUCAGUUCUCAGUGCCGUCGAUGCUCAAAUUAUUCACGCCAAUGCCGAAAAAGCCAAGUAUAUUAAACAUAAGCAAGCUGUUGAAAACGAAGUUACGGAACUAAAAAAGAACUUCAAAAGUGAAGAAGUCGAAUUACCGCCCGACAAGCCGAAUAAAAGCAAGCAACCGAAGCUUGCUCGUGGUUGUGGCAAGUUCAUGCCGAGAACUGAUUUUGUUCGCAAGUGAAAAUCAACGUACGAUUUGAGUUUGUUUAUUUGAUACCUAAUUUAAGAAUUCAAUCUUUUUAAUAAUAUUUUUAUAUUUGUUUCAUUAAUUUAAACAUUAGUACUGUAAAGAAAAUGUAAAUCUUGAAUUUAAUAGUAUACUUAGUAAAUAGCAUUCAAGUUACUACUAAGAAAAGUUAUUUUUGUUCGUGCUCCGUAAAAUAAUAAAAGUGGAAGAUUUAA